Fusarium redolens is the source of this 1751-nucleotide messenger RNA. RefSeq lists its product as uncharacterized. The record is from RefSeq and is a predicted model, not a curated record. The coding region runs from base 348 to 1406 and encodes 352 amino acids. NCBI's taxonomy places the organism in Eukaryota, Fungi, Ascomycota, Sordariomycetes, Hypocreales, Nectriaceae. The transcript is spliced from 3 exons.
CUUUGAAAUCACCUCUUCUUUUACCCCGCUUGUCUUGUGACAAAUUUCAAGAGCCUUACUAUAGUACCAGGCAAAGUUUCGUCAGAUGAAACCCCGCUGUUGACUUUUCCAAGUCUUGAUGUACUAUUACUGAUCUACCCGCCCUAAUGAAAGCUAUUCCCUGCCAUUUUUUAUACCUUCCACUGGCAUUAUGACACUUGAUAUUGUUAUUACAUUGUAGCUUGAAGCUCUCUUAUGAAGUCCUUUGCUAGAGCCUCCUAAGUCCCUUUCACUAUAGGUCUUUACGAGUUGGAACUGCUUUAUGGCCUAGGUAUUAUCUUACAUAAGUAGAGGUUCAUUUAAUAAUAAUGAUGAUGAUGAUGAUGAUGAAAGGCCUUAUUGUGACCGGUGGGGGUACUCUGAGUGAGGGACAAGUGACUUACUUUAACAUUUUGCGAGGCGGUGGGUUGCGAUUAAACUUCCCUCAACUUCCAGGUCUUAAAACAAUCCAGGGACGGAAGAUAGCGAUUACUGGUGCUAGCGGCCAGCUUGGGAAGCCGACUAUCAACGCCCUCGUUGGAUUGGGCGCCCAUACUAUUACCGCUAUUCAGCGACCCGAGGCUACCAGCACGUUUCCUGAUGGUAUUACUGUCAAGAAGGGCAACCUUAAGGAUGAAGCUUUCCUCACUGAGGUGCUCAAAGGCCAAGAUGCCCUCGUCCUAAUGCCGCCUCUAGCUCAACUCGUAGAGCUUCAGGAGCCUGCCAUCCGCGCGGCCGCUAAUGCUGGCGUACCCUAUAUCCUUCCAUCUGAGUUCGGCCCCGACCCCUUUGCUGGCCAGCUUGUAGAGGAGAAUGAGCUACUUAUAGCGAAGAAGCGCAUCCGAGAUUUGAUUGAAAGUAUCGGUGUCAGCAGUUGGAUAUCUAUCGCCGUUGGCCCGUGGCUCGAUGCAGGUCUUACUCAGGGCUUAUGGGGUGUCGAACCGAGAACUCGCAAGGCAACGAUCUGGCAAGGGGCUAAUGCCAAGGUCAAUACAGCGACCAUCUCACAUGCUGCUGAAGCAGUUGCUGCGGUGCUGAGCUUACCGGAGGCUGAUUUGGCCAAGUACAAAAACAAAGCUGUAUAUACGCCGUCGUUCCACCUAACGCAACGAGAGAUACUAGACGCUGUUCAGCACGCCACAGGGACGACAGACGCGGACUGGGACAUCAAGACGCGAGAUGUUGACGAAGUGGCUAAAGAAUAUGAGGAUAAGAUCAAGCAGGGCGACGAUGUGGCUCCUUUUAUCAAAUUCUUUGUCACACAUUUCCUUGAGGGCCAUGGCGGCGACUUCAAUUCCAAGGUCGAUUCGACGGAGUUGGAGAAACUGGAGCAUUUAGGACUGCACAAGGAGAACCUCAUGCAGGCUAUCAAAGUGGCCCUGCAGUAAAUUAAAUAGAAUUCUACGAAAUGGGAGAUAACGUGGUUUGUUUUGUCCCUUGUGAAACCGUACUACUGUUUUAUUACACUGAACCAUUAAUUAAACAACCACAGCUUCAUACAAUUUCUUGGUGCUGUCUUUUGAAUAUCUUCUCCAUAAUACGCAGAAAACAAUGCUACAGUGCGAGCAUGCCGGAAGCUCCGGAUGAAUUAAAAACCAGCUUCAUCCCGAAGUUGUAAGCGGAGGAUGCCGAAAUCGGACAUUGGCAUCUGGCCUUCGGCAAUGAUUACUGAUAUACAGUUGCUCGUUGCCACAAGUUACGUUUCAAAGAAUGAGCUAGCGAAAAUAUUAUAC